GUUGCAGCCUGAGGCAGCGAUUGCCGCCUGACAUGUGGAUCCUCUUGAUAAACAUCCAAGAAUUCAUUCAUGCCAUUUCCAGACAUGACGUUAUAUCUCGAUAUUUCUCUGGUCUAGCAGAAGUAAUGCAUCAGCUAGUAUAUACAUAAUGCCGCGCACAUAUGGAAAAAGGAAGCAACAGACACGUCUCGCUUUUGCACCGGUCCCUGAGGACUCUGUCCCCAAUGCUGCUAAUAGCUCCAGCUCUCCCCGGCCGGCAAAACUCCGGUACUCUGAUCCAUCAUCUGCUUCAAGGAGGAUAUUUGCUAGGGGCCAACUGCAGCUAGAAGAUUAUACUGAGCGGCCGUGGGGCAAUUUUCAACGCACUCCGGGUAAUGAAGUUAGUGAGAAUGAUGAAACCUCAAUAAGAGAGAAGAAGAAGAAGAAGAAGGAAGGGAAGAGAAAGAAGGUCUCUACUUCACCUUCCCCUCACCCUGAGUCAGAAAUCCACACCGAGGCUACCGCCUUGAUUCCAGAUGAAGGAAUCUUUCACCCAUCAAAGCGGAGACGCAAAUCUAAACUCACCGUAGUUGACAGCGAAAGCGACAAACAGAACCAAUCUUCUAACUCUACAUCUCAGAGCCAAGAACUACAAGAUUCAUCCUAUAGGGAAGUCGCCAUGAAAAAAUCCAAGAAAGCCAAAUCCAGCAAAUCGCUGCUUCAGCGUGGACAGAAUGAGGCUGAGGGUUCCACCGACAGUGCUUCAUACUAUGCUCCCAAGACUCGCUCAGUCUUGAACGAGAAGCGACGACUCAGCAAUCCUACUUCCCCACCGCGCAAGAAGUCAUUAGCUGUCGAUCUGACAGGCUUAGGAGAAGCAGAGACAAGUGACUCGGAAGACCUGGUCAUUAUUCCAUCUUCCAGUCGCAAACGCAAAAUGGCCACAAAGCAACAGCAGGACCCAUUUAUAUUCGAUGACAACGACGGCGAUAGCGAAUCUGAUGUAAUUCCUAGCAGUCGCAAGCGCAAGACCUCCAAAACGAAACUAAUACAUGAGGAAAGUCCUACUCAAAUUAUUGACCUUGACGACUCUUCAGACGACGUUGUCACUUCCACUCCUGCACGCCGUGGUCUGAGGAAAUCGCCACAUACCCCUAGCAAUCGUCACAAGGAAAUUUAUGAAACACCAACUAGCUCACGUGCGCGACAGGACGAGCUCGACAUCCAAGAAGACUUGGAAGAUCUUAUGGAUACUGCUGUAAAGAGAAAUCGCACGCGUGGUGCAGUGGUUAAUUCUGCGAGAAGCAAGCGUCAGAUGCAUCUGGACCUCCUACGUCGUCGUCGAGCAGGAGAGAAAAAUUUGACAGAUGCAACAAAUUCGGCAAGUGAAGAAGACGAUGACGAUUCUGAGGGAGCCUCAGACGAUAGUAGUCAGCACUCAGAUAACGGCUCAGAAAUUGCCGUUUUCGGUGUCAACAAUGAUGAUGAAACUGACGAUAGCGAUGCUAAUUCGGAAGUCAGCUCUAUCGAGGAUUUAGACAAGGAUGAUGCAUCUUUCGUUGAAGAGGAUGACACCAUGGGUGUCCCAGUCGACAUGCCCUUUGAAUUCAGCCGCCACCGCGUCAAGCAGCCGCGAGAAUGUUUCCGUGAUGUCGUUGAAUGGAUGGUCCACAACAAGCUGAAUCCAGCCUUUGCACGCCAUGACGAUAUCUACCAAUUUGCCUUCAAGAAACUCAGUGACGAGGUUGUCGGCAGAACUGGCUCGCAGCUGAUUUCCUCCGUCUGGACCCCUGAAUUUGUAAAUGUACUGUGCGCAAGGCCGUACAUCGAUGUUAGCGGCUUCCCUACUUCUGAGGAUGUCAAGUGUGCUGCUUGUAAUCGCACGAAGCAUCCGGCAUCUUCAGAUGUCAAGUUCUUCGGCCUGCCAUAUUCCGAAGAUACCCUAGAGCCGUUAUAUGACAGCGAUGAUGAUAGUGAAGAUGACGAUGAGGAAGAAGAAGGAGGCCAAGUAAGUGACAAAAGAGCACGUGAUCGCAACAUUGAUCGAGAGGGCAAUGUUUUGCCUCCAGAAGACAGACAUUUCUAUUUAGGCAGACACUGCAAAGCGAAUGCUGUUCUAACUCAUACACUACUUCACUGGCGUUUCCAUUUGUACGAAUGGGUCGUUGAUUACCUCGAUGCCAAGGAAGGACUCUCCGACCCCCAGCGCUCAGUCGAACGUGACAAGCUUUCAAUGAAGAAAAGGGCUAAAUACGCAAAUAAGGUUGUGGAUGCGAUGGACACUGAUGGAGAGAUUCAACGUCUUUGGAGAGAUUUCCAUCAUAAUUUGAAAGCGGCGAGGGAGAAGAAUGGUGGUCUCGCUACUAAUCUCCGGCUAUAG
Talaromyces proteolyticus is the source of this 2359-nucleotide messenger RNA. RefSeq lists its product as uncharacterized. The record is from RefSeq and is a predicted model, not a curated record. NCBI's taxonomy places the organism in Eukaryota, Fungi, Ascomycota, Eurotiomycetes, Eurotiales, Trichocomaceae. Gene Ontology annotation, cellular component: nucleus. Bases 149 to 2359 code for a protein of 736 amino acids. The transcript has 5 exons.